AUGGGACGGAACAAUGAAGAUGAGUACGUCACGUACACGAUCGUGACGUGCCAAGAAAGCACGACCGCACCAGGUGACUUUGCCAAGCUGAAGAUUAAACGCUUUCGCGGAGGGUCCGCGAAGGACUGGCUCAAAUGGAGCAUGAAGUUUAAGAGCCUCGCAAUAAGAAAAGGCUGGGGUGCUGACCAACUCACCGUUCAACUGCUCACGCUGAUCGACGGAGAUCUGUCGCGUGAGGUCGAGCGCAUCGCCAGCGAAUCUUCCGAGAAAGGACAUACGUUCGAAGGCUUCUACCGUGAGAUCGGCUUACUCCUGGUACCUGCGGAUUACAGUGAAGACCUAGAUGAGGAGCUAUGGACCCUGACCAAGCGCCGCGACGAAACAGUUCAACGCUGCUCGGCACGUCUGCGAGAGCUUGCUCAAAUGUACACCAAGUUGCCGCAGGAUGCGCAAACACUUUCGGAGAAUCAACUCUGUCGAUACUUUCGCCGAGCUAUGCCUACAAACUGGCAAGACAAGCUUGCUUUUGUGAAAUCUCCUGCGAAACCGUAA
Peronospora matthiolae is the source of this 552-nucleotide messenger RNA. The record is from the annotation of a GenBank genome assembly. NCBI's taxonomy places the organism in Eukaryota, Oomycota, Peronosporomycetes, Peronosporales, Peronosporaceae.